This is a messenger RNA of Acanthopagrus latus (yellowfin seabream), 6329 nucleotides long. RefSeq names its product tensin-2-like. The record is from RefSeq and is a predicted model, not a curated record. Gene Ontology annotation, molecular function: protein binding; protein tyrosine phosphatase activity. The transcript has 27 exons. The coding region runs from base 302 to 4918 and encodes 1538 amino acids. Lineage: Eukaryota; Metazoa; Chordata; Actinopteri; Spariformes; Sparidae. Gene Ontology annotation, biological process: peptidyl-tyrosine dephosphorylation.
UUUGUAAGUGGAGAGGGGGGGGGGAGAAAAAAAGUCAUCUGGGGUGGAUUUCAAGGCAAGGGACACGAGCUGUCAGAGAGAAGGGCAGAGGUGUGAGGAGUCACCGGGGGGGAAGAGGGAGCAUGUUGGAGAGGAAGACGUUAGCUGUCGCAGGAAAACAUAAGGAGGCCCUUCAAAACAUGAAGCGCUGAGAGGAGGAACACCAUCUGGAGUGAAGGCACUUGUCUGGAAGGAGCGGAUAGGUUUUUUGGAGCUGAGGAUAUUAAAGCUACGAGGCAACGGAGGGGGGACUGCUGGAGGUAUGGGGUGCGUUCAAAGCACGAGCACUGGCAGGAUGAAGAAUCGUGGACCUGUUGCUGACACAGGAGGGGUCCCUGUAAAGGCGGACCCUGAGGUACACCCCGAGAUCCUUCAACUCGCCGAGCUUGCCAGAGCGGGAAGUCACACCUUCACGGAGAAGAGCUUCAAGAGGAAACGUGUGUGCGAUGUGUGCAAGGAGAACAUCGACAACCCCGGGGCUUUCUGCAAGGAAUGCAAGGCUGCAGUUCACAAGACAUGCGAAGCAAAGGUGACUCCCACCUGUACCUCAACACCAGAACUGCACGGCUCCAUUAAAUCUACAUCACAGAAGAAGAGAGGCUCCAUACCAAGGGCUAGUAAAAUUGUGGAACAAGUGAUGGAGCAUGUGAUGGAGUGCCACUAUGACUUUGACCUCACCUACAUCACGGAGAGGAUCAUCUCUGUCUUCUUUCUGCCUGACCUGGAGGAGCAGCGGUAUCGCAGAAACCUGCAGGAAGUGGCCUCCAUGCUGAAAUCCAAGCAUCAGGACAAGUUCUUGCUCCUAAAUCUGUCAGAGAAGAGACAUGACAUCACCAGACUCAACCCAAAGGUGCAGGACUACGGCUGGCCUGACAUCCACGCCCCUCCCCUGGACAAGAUCUGUGCUAUUUGUAAGGCCAUGGAGACCUGGCUGACUUCUGACCCCCAAAAUGUUGUGGUUCUCCACUGUAAGGGAAACAAAGGGAAGACGGGAGUCAUCAUUGCAGCCUACAUGCACUAUAGCAAGAUAUCAGCUGGAGCGGACCAGGCGCUCACAACACUAGCAAUGAGAAAGUUCUGUGAAGACAAAGUCUCCUCCUCCAUACAGCCCUCUCAGAACAGGUACAUCUACUACUUUGGUGGUUUGCUGUCCGGUACCAUCAAAAUGAACAGCAGCCCUCUGUUCCUCCACCAGGUCCUCAUUCCAUCACUACCGCACUUCCAGGCAGGAGGAGGUUUCUACCCUUUCCUGAAAAUCUACCAGUCUCUUCAGCUGGUCUACACUUCAGGCGUCUAUGAUCCUCAGAGCUCCAGGGCAAGGAAGCUGUGUGUCACUAUGGAACCAGCACUUUUAUUAAAGGGGGACAUAAUGGUAAAGUGCUACCAUCGGCGGAGUCGAGCAGCAGAGAGGGAGGUGGUGUUCAGAGUCCAGUUCCACACUUGCACCGUCCACGGAGCCCAACUGUGGUUUGGCAAGACUGAGCUGGACCUGGCAUGCACAGAUGACAGAUUUCCUCCAGAUGCGACAGUUGAGUUUAUCUUCUCCAAUGGACCAGAGAAAAUGAAAGGACGAGAAUACCGCAAGAAUGACGCCUCCAUCAAAGUAGACUACAACACAUCAGACCCUGUGGUCAGGUGGGAUUCUUAUGAGAACUUCAACCUGCACCACCAAGACAGCAUGGAAAAUAUCUCUCACACGAGGGGCCCUCUGGAUGGCAGCCUGUACGCCCAAGUGAGGAAACGUCGUGGGCCAGGAUCGACGGCUUCAACAGCAUCUCCCAAUGGUUGCCUCACUAGCAGCCCAACAGUCAAGCCUCAAACUCCCAGCCAGCCACAGCCUCUCUCUGACUCCAGCCGCUGCUCAGUUCCCUCUGAUCAACUGGAAGACACCUCUCUGUCCAUAAACCGCCCUGAAAGAGAAAACACUGAGUCUCCAACAAGGAGAAGAGAUGGGGAAGAUCGAGCAAAGGAGAAAACAAGAGGGAAAGAAAGAGACAGAGAGACUGCGAUUUUAGAUGAUGGAGACCCAUCGAGUCCUGGGGGUUUGAGGCGACAGCAUUCGUGUUGCGGUCGAGUAGGUUCAAAGUGUGGCGAUGGUGGGUGGGAAAGGGGACGAGAGCCCUGCCUUAAUGGUCACUGUCUUGGCUGUUGCAGCAGCAUCAAAAAACAUCCAAAAAGUCAAACUCUGCCGGCUUUACCAACCAAAUCUGUGUCCCCACCGCCUCAUUCAACUCAUAUGGAACUCUGUCAUAGACAUAGUGCCCAUCCUUUGCCAGAGUUACCGUGGGAACGUCCACCUCCACCCCCGCCGCUGCCCUGUCUCCUAAGGCCUUGCUACCCUUAUUCUUCCCCUGAACGCAGCCACCCACACAGCCACACCCUCCCCGCCUCAAACAGACUCUGCACUGGGGAAGAUUGUCACCUCUUCCAUUAUUCCAGCCACAGUCCAGCCUCUCAUCUCUCCCACCAGUCACUGCCUUCUAGCCCUUACAGGGAAAUGUUCUUUGGCUCUCCAACACCAUCCUCUGGCUGCUCCUGCCGGGACUGCUCCAGUAGGCGUGAGCACCAAUCAGCCUCAGUUCGGACAUUCCACCCUUUGCUUCCCGAUCAGUCAGAAAACCCACAUUGGUCCCAAGGAGCAGGAGUACAACGAACGAGAGAGGUGCCUCCGGUGUGGGAAAGUGAAAACCCAUGGGAGGUGGCGAGAGAGGCGGAAAUGUGGCAGUGUAAACCAGUCAUGCCGGCAUUCCGCAUCUGCCACUCCAGUUUGGAUCAGGGUCCAAACCAGGAGCUUCCGAGAUAUGCCAUCGGACCUCACCAGGGCUACCCCAGCCCCCCGUCUCUGAUGGAUGUGCGAGAUGGAGCCAGCAGUGGGUACCACACCCCUCCACAACCCCGCCAUUCCUGUCCCUGCUCUCCUUAUCAGUCAUCCCCAGCUGAGAGCCAUGAAAGCCGGGGUUACGCCUCAGGGUACCACUCUGAAUCUGCCUCCCCUCUGCCUGCUAGCAGCCCUUCUCCUGGGAGAGGCAGGUUGCCCGAGACCCCAUCUGGAUCUAGGGAUCAGCAGGUCACUGAGCAUCUCAAAGUGGAAAAGGCUGAUGUGGCAGAUGACAUUUCCCAGGGUUCAGAGUGUAAAUCAGACUCUAAUGGCCAGUCAAGCACCCCUGGACUGGACUCUGAUCAUGACUACACAAUCAUUGGUAGCAGCAGUCCCACACAUACAGAAGACAGUGUCACUGCUGAUAGCCCUCCUCAAAGCCAAGAAUCCUCUACGCAUCCUGAGUCCAAUACAAAUAGUGGCAAAACUAUCACACCUGUACCAAGAGAAACUCAAACCCAAGGUUCAAACAUAUCCAUAAACUCCACACAGCCAUCAAGUGAGAGUUUGAGUCAUGAUGGUAAGCUUGGGGCAGCCAAGAUUGCAGGAGGUGCAGAGGUCUCUAACCAAUUAAAGUCUUCAAGCUACGCUACCGUCAUCAUCACUCCAGUCCAAGUGCAACUGAAUGGCUCUGCUCUCCCUAGUGAUACUCAAUCUGACAGCAGCAGGAGUGCAUCCAUGAACCCUUCUGUCAGUCUCAGUUCGAGCCCUUCCACCACUUCACCAAAUUCUCCUGUUGGCUCACCAGACAUCCAGUCCUCUCCCCAGCGAUCCACAUCAGCAAUGGGACAAAGACUGACUCCAGACAGAGACAGCUCAGCUGACACAAAGCCACCAUCACCUGUGCCCGACGGAUAUCACACACCAACCUUCCCCUUAGCAUCCUAUUACUACCCAUUACUAAAUGUCCCUCAUGUACCAUACACUGGGUACACUGCAGUCACCAUCCCCGCCUUCCAGCCUCCACUCCCUGAGAAGAAACGACUUUCAAACACACCAGGAUCCCUGAACGGACACAACUCUCUAGUCCGGGUCACUUCAGCUCCCUCCCCAACACACCAUGUUAGUUUUUCCCCCUCUGCUGGAGAGCAGAGACGGGGUUCUACACAACACAGCGGUAGGGAGGAGACAGACAUCAGGGUCAAUGCCAAGUUUGUCCAGGACAGCUCCAAGUACUGGUACAAGCCAGGCAUCUCCAGAGACCAAGCCAUAGCUGUUUUGAAAGACAAGGGACCAGGAACUUUCCUCAUCAGAGACAGCAACUCUUUCCAGGGGGCCUACGGCCUGGCCCUCAAGGUGGCCACGCCUCCUCCUAAUGCCAACGUCAUUGGUAGCAAAGGGGACCCUCUGGAACAGCUGGUGAGACACUUCCUCAUCGAGACGGGGCCACGGGGCGUGAAGAUCAAGGGCUGUCAGAACGAGUCCUACUUCGGGAGUUUAUCUGCUCUGGUGUACCAGCACUCAAUCACUCCCAUAUCUCUGCCAUGUGCCCUUCGUAUCCCAGAAAAAGACCUGGUUGGGGAGCUUCAGGAGAUGCAGAGUGCAACAAACACAAGUACAGCCGCCGACCUCCUCAAACAGGGAGCAGCUUGCAACGUGCUCUACCUGAACUCUGUGGAAACUGAAUCGUUGACGGGCCCCGAGGCUGUUUCCAAGGCAACCAAGUGUACUUUGGCUCUGAGUCCACGUCCAGCAGCAACGGUGGUCCACUUCAAAGUGUCCUCUCAGGGCAUCACUCUAACUGACAGCAAAAGAAGGCUGUUUUUCAGGAGACACUACCCCAUCAGCAGUGUGACUUUCAGCAGUCUGGACCCCCAAGACCAGAGGUGGACUAAUUCUGAUAGCACAUCAAGCAAGAUGUUUGGCUUUGUGGCGAGGCGGACGGGCAGUGCGACAGAGAACGUGUGUCACCUGUUUGCAGAGAUGGACCCCGAGCAGCCAGCUGUGGCCAUCGUCAACUUUAUCAACAAAGUCAUGCUGGGACCACAGCUACACAGAUGAGAGAGCAGGACAAAACUGUGGACCGCUGGGGAUCUGAGGGAGAUGUUAAUAUGAUUUUGACACGUUUUCUUUUGUUUUUUAUGAAGUGUGUGUGUGUCUGUCGACACUUUUGCUUGCAUUUGUACAGGUGGUACAACUGUGCUCGGCUGCACGACUGUUUUUAUAACAGAACCCGGUUCUGGCAGAUCGGAGCUCUUUAGGGCAAAGUGUUGUUUAUGUGUCAGUUUACAGAGCAAACAGUUCGAGGGGAAGAGUUCAAUAAGCCAAAGACUGACCUAACUUUGGUAACCUUUUGCCAAAUGAGAUUGGAAGACGAGUUUUGUGGGAUUUUGUUUGUUUGUUUGUUGUUACUGAAGUUAUUUUUAGCUGUCAACCACUUUCAAACAGUUAACACUCACAAACUGCGUGAGAGGCAGUCCAUUUACCGCACUGUUAUUUGUAUCAAAGUUGAUGUACGUGAACAAGUUAAAGCUAAAGCAAAUCGUUUAAGGUGUUCAGCAAUAAAGAAGAAUGUCAGAGUCACGUUUUAAGCAGCAAAUGACAUGAUUGCAACUGGUCCGUUGCAAUAAAGUCAGUUAUAAGUCAUAAAUCAAAGAAAGAGGCUAUAUAUUUUUGAUGUGAUUUUGAUUUAUCUAAGGAGGAAACAUCUUUUGCUGUAUUUUAAAUCAGUGGUAACAUACAAAUUAGCAAGUAUUAGUAUUUGUUUCCCAUAAUAAAUAUACUAUUAAUGUAUAUUUUUGUUAAAGUGAUAACUGCAGGUGUAGUGAUAUAAUAUGCUCAACUACACUUUAAUGCACACAAAGAUAUAUGAUUUAACAAAAAGUUAUGUAGCUUCUUGCUACACAACAUUAAAAGGGAGGUCAGUCUUGAAAGUCUUGAAAAAUUAGCAAACAUACUUUAAAAGAGCAUGGACGCAACAUGAGCACUUCUCUGUAGCUGCAGAUGGUCAAAGGCCUUACUUUGUGAGAUGCUGAAGGGCGUUCUUUUCAUGCAGAUAUUUCAAGUGUCUGCAAUGUUGGUGAUGUCAUUAUUAAAAAGAGCCACAGCAGAAAAAAUCUCUCCAUAUCACGGAUUAGUCUUGGCCCUGUUUAUGUCCUUAUAUCCAUGGUAACACAUGAUGAGUGAGUCAUGUUUUAGAGGGGAGUUUCACUUCAAGCCAAAGAUUUCAUUUUCAUGUAAAGAUAUUUCAGCGUUUGUUUUUUUUUUGGUUUUUUCUAUCAACUCAUUUGUGUUGUUUGGUAUUUGUGUGUUUUUCUAUAAACUGAUACAGUAUUUAGAUGACAUAAGCACAAUCAUUAUUUUUCAUAAUGGAUUUUUAUGUAAAAGAAGUAAUAUAUUUUAGCCAUCUGAGGUGGUGAGAAGGAUGGUUUAUGUCAUAUGCAAAAGGAAACUUUAAGUAAUAAAAAUCUAA